Molecule: messenger RNA, 2400 nt
Organism: Lathyrus oleraceus (garden pea)
Lineage: Eukaryota; Viridiplantae; Streptophyta; Magnoliopsida; Fabales; Fabaceae
Exons: 2
Coding region: 754-2121 (455 amino acids)
Biological process (GO): ubiquitin-dependent protein catabolic process
Cellular component (GO): endoplasmic reticulum
Molecular function (GO): ubiquitin protein ligase activity
Source: RefSeq, a predicted model, not a curated record
AAAUAACCCAAAAUAAAGGACAAUAUUGUACUGUUGUUCCUCCCUUGUCAUCCCAUGAACUGCAGUAACAACACAACUCAGUUUCGCAACACUAACCCAACACCUUCAUCACAGCCGUCCAUCUCUAUCAGGACCACCCAACACGCAUACACCGUGUGCUUCCUCAAUCUUUCUCCUCCUCCUUCAUCUCGUCUUUCUUCUUCUUCUUCUUCUUCCUCUCAAUUUCGCUUUUUGUCUCUAAAUCCUUUCCUCUUCCCUUCCUCACAACCUCACAAGAUCCAACAACGCCAACGAUAAUGGUCGAAUCCUCUCCGACCUAAACCCUACCCCUUUUUCUCCAAGGUCUUUCUUCUUCUCUUUCCCUUUUCAUCUUUUCUAUUUUCUUCAUCAUGAAACCCUUAAUCUGCGAGCAUUAACCUAGAACUGUUCACGAAUUUUAUUCAGCUUAAGUUCAAUUCUAGUAAUUCACCGCCGAUUAUAUGGUCAACCUUCUUCACUGGAUCUAGGAUUGUUCGUAUUUUCUACUAAAUUAGGGUUUUUAUUUUCCCCAAAUUUUUUUCAAUUUUCUUUUCCGAAUGUUCGAUUCUCUCAGCUAGCAUAGUUUUGUUUGAUAAAUCAUAAUCACCCCACUUCAAACUUGAGUUUCUUCGAUUUGUAUUAAAGUUUUGUUUUUUAGGUUUUAUUGUUUUUUUUGUUGUUGCUGUAAUAUUAGCUGCUUGAUAUUCAUAAUUAAAGCAAGCUUGAAGAUCUGUGAUGGGGGAGGAAAGUUCCGAUGCAAUGAACCUUGAUUUGAAUCUGGGUCCAGACCCAGAACCACCAACUGGGUCCAUAACCAAUGAGGCUUUGAACUUGGAUGAUUGGAUUGAGGAGCCUCUUCAGCGAAUUAGCGAAGCUGCUGCAAGGCUUAGGGGGAGACAGAGGUGGAGAUGGAGGCAACUUCCGAUUUCUCCACCUUAUCCUCAACAAGUUCAUCGCAUUCUACCUCAGCCUUAUGCUCAAGUUCAUCAAAUUCUACCAGAGCCUGCGCAUCAUAUUUAUAUCCCACCUGAAGCUCGCAAUAUCUCUAUUGAAUUGAACAAUUUUUUGGUCAAUUCGGGUAAUGGUACGGGGUUACAGGCUGGAGAAGGAAGUGUGGCGGCUGUGGAGAGAAUGGAGGAAGAGGAGGAGCCGUUGAAAGCGUGUGAAAACAACAAUGGUGUUAUGGAGGAUGAGAUGUCACAGAAGAAGGAUGAUGUUGAAAAGACUGGUGGCAAUGAUGGGGACUUUUUUGAUUGUAAUAUCUGUUUGGACCUGUCCAAGGAGCCUGUUUUGACUUGUUGCGGUCAUCUGUUUUGUUGGCAGUGCUUAUAUCGAUGGUUGCAUCUGCAUUCAGAUGCUAAGGAGUGUCCGGUUUGCAAAGGGGAGGUGACAAUUAAGAGUGUUACCCCCAUCUAUGGUCGAGGGAACAAUGCUCGUGUUCUUGAGGAGGAUUCCACUCUUAAAAUUCCUCCUAGGCCACAAGCAAAGCGUGUUGAAAGUCUGAGACAAACCAUUAUGAGAAAUGCUUCUGCACUCCCUGUAGAGGAGGUGAUUCGGCGUCUUGGAAACAGAAUUGAUCUCACUCGGGAUCUAGUUCAGCCAAAUGAAACAGAAAAUGCCCGUGGAACAGUAGAGAGAACUACUUCCUUGCUAAGUAGGUUUUUGACAUCUCGAGGCAUGAGGAGAGAGCAGAAUCCUGUGGCACCACCGGAAGAUGUUGCAGGUUUGAAUCAGAACAAUGUUAAUGGCGCUGACUUGGGAGGGGAUCACCGCAGGGUGCAAUCUCUUUUGCUUCGAAGAUCACAAUCACAUAGAGCCACACUUUCUAGUCUUUCAUCAGCAUUGACUUCUGCUGAAAGGUUGGUUGAGGCAUAUUUCCGUAGCAAUCCAUUAGGAAGAAACCAAGAACAACCACCUACUUCAGUUGAUGACAGAGACUCCUUUUCAAGCAUUGCCGCUGUCAUAAAUUCGGAGAGUCAAGUGGACACUGCUGUAGAAAUUGAUUCCAUGGUAACCUCUUCUAGGAGGAGAGCUGAUGCUUCAAGAUUGUCUGAUGUGGACAGUGGAGAUUCUCGUGCUCCAAGGCGCAGACGUCUGAACUAAUAAAGCAUUCUAGAUCAAGUUAUUACUAUUCUAUCAUAUCAUGUAACACAUCAUAAUAAUUUUCCGACAUCUAUAAAUAUUUCAUGGGGAAAGGUCAAUGGCAAUUCAGUCUCCUUGUUUUCCUUGUCAACAAUGUGGUCCAAGUUGUGUUUUCAGCAAAGUUGUUGUAGACAGUUAAUUGUAAUAGAUAAAACUAAUAAGCCUAGUAGUUACUCAUUUGUUUAGGAUCCAAAAACAGUUAUUUGAAUGAUCAGUUGUCCAUCUGCUAAGUUUGCAUCA